This is a messenger RNA of Malus domestica (apple), 2527 nucleotides long. RefSeq names its product type I inositol polyphosphate 5-phosphatase 2. Gene Ontology annotation, molecular function: phosphatidylinositol-4,5-bisphosphate 5-phosphatase activity; inositol-polyphosphate 5-phosphatase activity; phosphatidylinositol-3,4,5-trisphosphate 5-phosphatase activity. NCBI's taxonomy places the organism in Eukaryota, Viridiplantae, Streptophyta, Magnoliopsida, Rosales, Rosaceae. Gene Ontology annotation, biological process: phosphatidylinositol dephosphorylation. The record is from RefSeq and is a predicted model, not a curated record.
AAUGGUUUUGAAAAUAUUUUUUAUGUAUUUUUAUAAUUAGUAUUAAUAUAUAUAGGAAAGGAGGCACUUGGAUUCCGUUUGAAAGCAAGCUGCUUCCAUAAGUGCUUCUGCCUUCAAAGUCUGUAGUAAGUAUAUAUAAGUAGUCAUUGGUAGGUUUUUUAGCUGGCAAGCAUGAAAAGUAGAAGAGGAAAGCCCUCUGAGGCCUUUUGGCCUUCACUUAUGAUGAAGAAAUGGUUAAACAUCAAGCCUAAGGAAUAUGACUUCAGUGCAGACGAGGUUGAAACCGAAACUGAAACUGAAACCGAAACUGAAAGCGAAGAUGACGCUUACUCUCAUAGAGAUGCAAGAACGCACACACGCAACGAUCAUGGCCUUCGGGAGAAGCAUUCCCUUGGCCAAAGUCCGAUUUCAGAUCUACCGUCUAUGGGUUAUCAGUUAAAACACCGGAGAGGAAAAUCAGAAACCGUGCGUGCUCAGUACAUAAACACAAAGGAUGUGAGGGUGACAAUAGGCACUUGGAAUGUUGGUGGAAGACUUCCGGAUGAAGAUCUUGAUAUUGAUGAUUGGUUAUGUAACGAAGAAUCUGCAGAUGUUUACAUUCUUGGUUUUCAAGAGGUUGUCCCUUUGAAUGCUGGGAAUGUACUGGGAGCAGAGGAUAAUAAACCAAUACCAAAAUGGGAGACAAUCAUCCGAAGAACUCUGAACAGAUCCUUGGAAUCUGAAAGUAAACACAUAAGCUACAGUGCUCCACAUUCUCCGGUUGCAAAAACUUCUUCUGUCGCUGAUGUGCUUGUGGAUGUGAUCAACGCUCAUCCGUUAGGCUUGCUGGGCAAGGAAUAUGUUGGAGCUACUGAUGGUAGCAACUUGAAACAAGGCGAAUUGACCAGAGCACUCAGUAUUGGAAAGAGUUUACACUGGAAGAGAACUUAUGGCCUUGAUUGUGACAGUAGACUAGAGUGGCCUGAGCUUUCGUUAGAUGCAACCCCUCAAGUUGUCUUAACCAACUCCAAAUUGCGGCGGGUGCUGAGCAGUUCCGCAAGAAUUGGAGGUUUGGUGGAUAAUCCUUUAAUAUUCAGUCCUCAAGGUUUUGCACCAAAAGAUGGUGGAUUGAAACGAUGGCACGGUAGCUCUGGGAACCUGCUGGGGUCAAUUUCAGUGGAGCAGCAAGAGAUGCGUCCAUUUUUUGACACUCUGUCUGAUGUGUCUGACAGUUUUGCGGAAGAGGAAGAUGAUGAUACUUUUCAUGAAUUACCAUAUGAACUAGAGAAAAAUGGACUUAUUGACGAUGAUGAGGGCGCGAAAUUACCUUCUACGUAUGUGCGAAUUGUGAGCAAGCAAAUGGUAGGGAUAUAUGUGUCUGUAUGGGUACGUAAGAAGUUGAGGAGACACAUCAACAAUAUGAAAGUAUCUCCAGUUGGGGUUGGUCUAAUGGGCUACAUGGGAAACAAGGGAUCAGUUUCUGUUAGCAUGUCACUUUACCAAUCGCGAAUGUGCUUUGUUUGUUCUCAUCUGACCUCUGGUCAGAAGGAGGGGGCUGAGCAAAGGCGGAACUCAGAUGUGUAUGAAAUUGUACGGCGUACCUGUUUCUCAUCUGUCUUUGAUACGGAUCAACCACUGACAAUUCCAUCUCAUGAUCAGAUUUUCUGGUUUGGGGAUUUGAACUAUCGGCUCAAUAUGUCGGACACAGAGGCGAGGAGGCUCAUUGCUCUCAAACGAUGGGAUGAACUUAUCAACAAUGAUCAGCUAAUCACAGAACUUCGUAGUGGGCAUGUAUUCGAAGGAUGGAAAGAGGGAGUGAUACAAUUUCCCCCAACCUACAAGUAUGAAAACAACUCUGACAGAUAUUUUGGAGAGAAUCCAAAAGAAGGAGAGAAGAAAAGAACACCAGCAUGGUGUGAUCGCAUACUAUGGCUGGGAAAAGGCAUCAAACAACUUUCUUAUAAGCGGGCAGAACUAAAGCUUUCAGAUCAUCGACCGGUUAGCUCAACCUUCAUGGUUGAAGUUGAAGUCCUAGAUCACUGGAAGCUGCAACGAGCUCUCAAUUGUACUAGCGUAGCAGUACAUCCUGAGAUAUUCCUGGACGAAUAUGAUGAUUUAGAAUCUUAAUUAGAAGAAACCAGUACAAGAAACAUAAUGUCAUUGGUGUUGCACGCCCAUUUUAACACAGACAUAUCUUUCGAGAGGAAAUUGGGGAUCAUGCUGACGAGGUUGAAAAGUUGACACCUUUUUGGACACACUGGAUUCAAGAUGCUGCUCGCAAACACCGUUACUGUCAUACCAGUGUGCAAAAGUAAAACAAUAGCUAGGAUAACACCAAGUUACAGAUAUAUACAUCAAACAUCAACGGAAAAAAAAAAGCGUAUUUCUUUCUUAGAUAUUGAACUUAAACAGUGGUGUUUUUUUGUUCGAUUUUUUGUAUAUUGGUCUACAGAUUGUCUGCGGAUGUUUGUUUGUUCUCUCUUUUUCGAUCGUUUAUGUAUAGUUCGAACAUUUGGGUUGUGAUUAAUAGAACAUGGAAGUUCCACUA